This is a messenger RNA of Mytilinidion resinicola, 1071 nucleotides long. RefSeq lists its product as uncharacterized. The transcript has 2 exons. The coding region runs from base 178 to 777 and encodes 199 amino acids. Gene Ontology annotation, cellular component: TRC complex. NCBI's taxonomy places the organism in Eukaryota, Fungi, Ascomycota, Dothideomycetes, Mytilinidiales, Mytilinidiaceae. Gene Ontology annotation, biological process: post-translational protein targeting to endoplasmic reticulum membrane. The record is from RefSeq and is a predicted model, not a curated record.
CCGGGCUCUUAAUUGGGUGAAGCUUGGUAACACAGCAUGGCUAACUAACGACUUUUCACGCACAAAACGCAAAUUAGGUGCCUCAAACAUCAUCACCAAUCAGCCAUUUUUUUUUUCAGAGCACACAACGAUACCUCCAUCUACAUCGAGAGCGCAUACCAACCCGAAGUCACCGAUAUGGCAUCUUCCACAAAGCUAGACGAACUCAAGGAACGACUGCAGGAUGAUCUCUCCUUACAAACUUACAUGCACGAUACUUACAACAUCUUCACGAUCUUAAAAGCAGAACAUGAGCUGGUGCUACCUUCUUUCACAACCGACGAUGCAUGGGCUAUAUGCAGCGCCCUCCGCGAGAUCUUGUGCAGCAUGCCGGCUGUCUCGGCCGUGGUCGAUGUCUCCCUUGCGAACUCAAAUCACGUCCUUGCCCAUGCUACGACACACGGCACAUGGCCUGAAAGCGAUAUCUGGGUAUCACGCAAGCGUAACACAGUGUGCCGAUGGGGUCACAGCACGUGGUAUAUGGCGCAAGCGCAAAUGGGCUCUGGCGUCCCAAUGGACCAGAUCUCCCCACACAAACUUGAAGAGUCUUUUGCGCUUGGAGAAACCGCAAGCGACUACACGGUCCAAGGAGGUGGAUUUCCGAUCCGCGUGAGAGACGUGGAAGGUGCCGUGGCUGUCGUUGUUGUUCAUGGACUGUCGGGGAGUGGAAGCCUGGACCAUGAACUCAUCAUUCAGGUCCUAAGAGCAUAUUUGCAGGAUCUCGCAUCUUCAAGGUAGAGCAAGGAUCUUCGACAGGGGAGGAUUCGGGACUCUGUUAUCUUCAUGGAGCAUUGUUAGCUUUUCCGUUCUUUCUAUAUCCUACGGAACAUAUGGCGCUUCGCAGGCUGUUCAUUCAGUAGUCAGUUUGGCUCGUGGAAGACGGACGACUGCUUAUUGUCAAAUAUCCCCACAAUACGUCUUCACCGCUUCUCCUUCUCUCCUCCCGUGUUUCCUCUUUCCGCCCUUCCCUUUCCUCUGUCGUCUGUCAUCGGCAAGGCAGCACAAUGAGAAUAAUGAGGAGGAUAUAUGGUG